This is a messenger RNA of Ahaetulla prasina, 9237 nucleotides long. RefSeq names its product glycerol-3-phosphate acyltransferase, mitochondrial (gene GPAM). Gene Ontology annotation, biological process: phospholipid biosynthetic process. Gene Ontology annotation, cellular component: mitochondrial membrane; plasma membrane. The record is from RefSeq and is a predicted model, not a curated record. Bases 264 to 2753 code for a protein of 829 amino acids. The transcript has 21 exons. Lineage: Eukaryota; Metazoa; Chordata; Lepidosauria; Squamata; Colubridae. Gene Ontology annotation, molecular function: glycerol-3-phosphate O-acyltransferase activity.
GUCAGCCUGCCCGCUAGCUUGCCGGCAAGGUCUUGCUGGGCUGCAGCUGGCGUCGGAGACGCGUCGAUGUAAGGGUGCGCGUUUGUCCGCGCUGCGACCGCUUAUUUUCCCCAAAGGGUCGGAGAUCGGAAGGUCAAGGGACAGAGGAUCCGGCGCAUCGGAAGUUUUUGGAGAGAUUUCUGCUGGAUAUUUCGGAAGCAGAUCUUAAAAGCCUUUCCCGAGAUUGAUCCUCUGCUGGUAUCGUCGCUGGAAAAAAGAAGAUCAUGGACGAUACCGCUUUGUCACUUGGAACAAUAGAUGUUUCCUAUUUGUCAUCUUCAGCAGAAUGCACUGUCACAAGAUGUAAACAUUCCAGUGAAGAAUGGGGAGAAUGCAAUUCUAGGCCUACCGUCUUCCGAUCAGCCACUUUAAAAUGGAAAGAGACUCUUCUGGGCAGGAAUAGGCCGUUUGUGGGACGCUGUUGUUACGUAUGCACACCUCAAAGCUGGGACAAGCUUUUUAAUACUAGUAUCCCUUCUUUGGGUCUGCGUAAUGUUAUCUAUAUUAAUGAGACACAUACACGGUACAGAGGUUGGCUUGCUCGGCGGUUUUGUUAUACUCUUUUCGUGCAAGAGCGGGAUGUUCAUAAGAGCAUGUUUGCAAAUAAUGUGAUGGAAAAUGUACUGAAUAAUAGCCGAGUGCAGAAUGCUAUUAUACAGGAGGCUUCAGAAUCAUCAGCUGUAAAUGGCCCUGAUCAGCUGGAAUCUAGAAACAUUAACAGAAUCAAGAAGAAAGCUAGAAGGAUCCUUCAAGAAAUGGUAGCAAAUGUCUCUCCUUCUCUGAUUAGGUUAACAGGUUGGGUUUUAUUGAAAUUAUUUAACAGCUUUUUUUGGAAUAUCCAGAUUCAUAAAGGCCAACUAGAGAUGGUGAAAGCAGCAACUGAGCUCAAUUUGCCUCUUGUCUUCUUACCGGUUCACAAAUCUCACAUUGACUACCUACUUCUCACAUUCAUUCUUUUCUGCCACAAUAUCAAGGCACCCUACAUUGCAGCCGGAAAUAAUCUGAAUAUUCCUAUUUUCAGCACUUUAAUCCACAAACUUGGAGGGUUUUUUAUUAGAAGAAAAUUAGAUGAGAGACCUGAUGGCCGAAAAGAUAUUUUGUACAGAACGUUACUACAUGUGCAUGUUGAAGAGUUGCUUCGGCAGCAGCAGUUCUUAGAGAUAUUUCUGGAGGGGACACGGUCCAGGAGUGGGAAAGUAGCCUGUGCAAGGGCAGGUCUUUUAUCAGUGGUGGUUGAUGCUCUAUAUUCAAAUGCUGCUCCUGAUGUACUAAUCAUACCUGUGGGAAUCUCCUAUGACAGAAUAAUUGAAGGUCACUAUACUGGUGAGCAGCUGGGAAAGCCCAAGAAGAAUGAAAGCCUAUGGAGUGUAGCCCGAGGAGUCUUUCGAAUGUUACGAAAGAAUUAUGGAUGUGUUAGAGUAGAUUUUGCUCAACCGUUUUCUUUAAAAGAAUAUUUAGAUUGCCAAAAUCAAAAACCUUUGCCUGUCCCUCUUUCUUUGGAGCAUACUCUGUUACCAGCUGUACUGCCUUCAAGACCUAACUAUAUAGUGGGAGAAAGUUCAGAAACUGCCCUUCCUGAUUCCAAGGAUUUAUCUUGCGAGCCACUGAGAAGACAAUUAAUAGCUAACUUGGCAGAACACGUAAUGUUCACUGCUAACAAAUCAUGUGCUGUGAUGUCAACACACAUUGUUGCCUGUUUGCUGCUCUAUCGACACAGACAGGGAAUUGAUCUUUCUAAGCUGGUGGAAGAUUUUUUUUCCAUGAAGGAGGAGGUCUUGGCUCGGGACUACGACUUGGGAUUUUCAGGAAAUUCUGAAGAUGUUGUCAUGCAUGCUAUCCAUUUGUUGGGAAACUGUAUAACCAUCACAAACACCAGUCGGAAUAAUGAGUUCUUCAUCACUCCCAGCACAACUGUUCCUGCUGUCUUUGAACUCAGCUUUUAUAGCAAUGGGAUACUGCAUGUCUUCUUCAAAGAGGCUGUCAUCGCAUGUAGUCUUCAUGCUUUACUGAACAAAAGGCAUAGAAAUGGUAUCAGUGGGAUUCUGCCCAAUGUGGUUAGUCAAGAACAACUGGUCCGAAAAGCUGCCAGCCUCUGUUAUUUGCUGUGUUAUGAAGGAACUGUUUCAUUGCCCUGUCAGCUGUUAUGUCAAGUGUGCCAUGAAGCAAUUGAACAGUUCAUACAAUAUGGAGUUCUUUUAGUAGCAGAGCAGGAAGAACAGGAGGAUAUUAGUUCUAGCCUUACAGAGCAAAACUGGGAAAAGAGUAUUCCAGAACCAUUGUCUUGGAGAAGUGAUGAGGAGGAUGAAGACAGUGACUUUGGUGAAGAACAACGGGAUUGCUACUUGAAGGUGAGCCAGACACAGGAACACCAGCAAUAUAUCUCCUUCCUGCAGAAGCUGCUAGGGCCAUUACUGGAGGCAUAUAGUUCAGCUGCCAUCUUCAUCCAUAAUUUCAGUGGACCUGUCAGGGAAACAGAGUGUCUUCAAAAAUUACACAAAUACUUAAUAUCAAGAACAGAAAAGAAUGUUGCAGUGUACGCUGAGAGUGCCACCUAUUGUCUUGCAAAAAAUUCAAUUAAAGUGUUUAAAGACAUGGGGGUAUUUAAGGAGACAAAACAGAAAAGAGAGAACAUUUUGGAACUAAGCAGUACUUUUCUACCUCAUUGUAAUCGGCAAAAACUAUUGGAAUUUAUUCUGAGUUUUGUUGUACUUUAGAAUAUCUCUCAACUUCUCCUAGUAGACUUGGACAAUGUGAUGCAAAGCUUCAGGGUUUGGUUUUGCUUCCAUAGUAUCAGUAGUGCCAUUUUUGGCAAGGCCUUAUCUGACCCAAGCCAUAAGAAGACAAGUGCCUUCUUACAUAUGCACAUAUGGAACUACAAUAUUUAGAAUUCAAACACAUUGCUAUCAUCCAACAUGUUCAGUCAAUGUUUGCACAAACCCCUGAGUUUUUCCAUAAAUCUGUAUCAAGUAUUACAGUUUCUACAUUGCAAAGUACUACAUGUACUUCAAAACUAACGACCGACAAAUGCACCUAUCUGCCAGAUUUGAACUGCAUAAAAUAAUUUGGAUUACUAUGUGAACUUUGCAAAAGCUCUGUCAGCAUAACUACUUCAUUGUAUUCAGUACUGUAAAUGAAUGGUUUUUAGAAAAAAAUUGAAUGGGAGGGGUUGGGAAAGGGCAUAUAAUAUUUUGUUCUACUAAUAGUAUGGUAACAUAGUAAGCAAAAAUAGCAAAGUAGUCACCAGGAUUUCAUUAAAAUUAGUUAAACAGCAAACAGCCUGCACAAAGUGUGAUCGAAGCAGCAAAAUAUGAGUAUAAAAAUGUAUCAAUCUUUCUAACGUAUAAGAAUUCAAAAUUCAUUAAAUUGGUGCAUUAAAGAAAUAGAUGGCACAAAUUUGUCCCCCAAAGUUCUAAAAGCUUUUCCUGAUGAGCAUUUAAAUUUUAGUACCAUGUUUUCCUUCAAAGCACUUGGAACUCAGAUGUAAGUCUGGCUUAAGCUAUCCCUGUGGUGCUUUUCCAAAAGGCAGCUGACUUCUGAAGAACUGAAGAAGCUUCUUGAAUGAGGAGCAAAAUGUUUUCAAGGAAAAACCAAGAAAGUCCAGUUGCCUUUUGGAAAAGCCCUUUUGGGGCAACCAUGACCUGGAUGAUUGAGAAUCUCCAUAGACAUCUGGCCUAAGCUCUGUAAAUUGAUGAAAUAUCCUAAUAAAUUGAUUUUGGAUGGAAAAUGCUUUGCUAUCAUAAAGUUUUACAAGCCAUACUGCUGAAACAUGACUGAUUUGAACUCUAAGGUUAUGAUGAGAACAUAAAUUGCAAGCGACUUAUUCUUGGUAAUCUUAUAGAAGGCAAUAACUUCUAAACUGGAUUACAAAAUGAGCUCUACGGGCGCAUACACGGUAUAUCAGGAAAAGCAAUAAUAAGGCAUUUAUUUUUAAGAGAGAACUUGUUGCCUUAUCCCUUGAGGAAACUUCGCCACUGCAGUGUUAAAAGUAUUUCUCAACUUCAUUUUUUUUUCAUUUCUUAUCUGGACUUGAGAAAUAGUUCGAUUAUGAUAAUCCAUGUUUGCUUUUUUUUUUUUUUUUUUUAAAUCCAUGCCUGAAUAUUACUAGCAAUCCACUGUCACUCGGAUUCAGAGCUUCUGGACAGUUUUUAUUUGGGGCUACCACACAAUUCUUAGUUUAUUCUGCAUUUUUGAAGCUUGGAUUUUCUAUAAAUGUAUAUAUGAAUUAAAACAUUUUACAUAAUGCUUUUCAGUAUUAUCCUGCAGUUCUGAAUGAUGGGAACAACUAUGCACAUUUGUUACCAUAAAACAGGUGCUUUAAAACAUAUUAAGAUAAAUAUUUGAACCAAAGUUGCAUCUGAUCGAUAAACAGCAAUAGUGAGGAAACCUGACUUAAUUUGUUGUUUUUAUGGCAGGAUAGCAGCUGAAAUGAAAUUGUUCUAAAUUGUUCUAAAGCUAUGUGGGGCAAUUAAAAUCCAUUGUUGCUUGUUUGAACUGUUCAUUAAACCUGAAUGUAUUCUGAAUAGCAAUUUCUAAAGACUGAUGAUGGCUUCCAAUUAAGGUCAGAUAAUAGGUGGUUGUAAAUAAAUAACUUCCUGUAGUUUCACUGUAGUUCAGUAAACAUCCAUUGUAUUAAUAGAAUUAAGAUAGUGUAUUAAUAAAAGAGAGCCAAGCAAUAUAUUAUAAAUGACAUUUUGCACAUUUUAAUUAAAAUGUGUCUAAUUUAAAAAAAUGAGGGGCUAGGAAUUAGUUUGGACAAUAGAAAAUAAUUGCUAGUUGUCAUUUCAUGAAGAUAACUUAUUAACAUUAUUAAAAUGUUCUUUAGUGUUCAUUUGAAUUGAAGAGAUAUACAAUGUAUUGUAACUACUGAAUAUAAAAAUAGGGUUUAAGUGUCAUAAGCCGAGAUUUUGCAUGUGCAGAAAAGUCAAUCUGGGAAUGUUGUUCAUGGGCAGAUAUCUGUGGCAUGGAUGUAGCAUGCACCUAGCUUGGCUUUUCCAUGAAGUUAAAGUACAUGGCUCUUUACUGGAAAGCUGCUAAAUAGAAUGCUGCUUUUGUAGGGUAUUAUUUUCAAACCUCAUGUUCCUCUUCUAAGACAGAAUCUGCAUUUUUCAAUCCUUAAAAAAAUGUAUGGCUCCUAAUUCUGGUUCUAGAACAUCCAAAAUAGAUACUGAAAUGCCUAUGUUGACAAUUUACUGAAAAUAAUAUGGUAAUCUGAAGGACAACAUUCUAUGUAUAUUUGUUUGUUGUGUAGAAUGAAUAAAGUUACUUUUCAGGUCUCCAAUGAUGUUCUAAGAUUACACAAUUUUUAACAACACUAAUAUAUUCUUAAGUAAACAUAAUUUAGCCAAAAAAUAACAUUGACAUUAUAUUUUCAUAAAUAAAGGGUUGGGGUAGAAUUGCAAAACAACAAUAACAAUAACAACAAUAGAUAUUUAUUUCUAUUUGUGAAACCUGAUAAAGCCUCAAAAAAUUUUUUAAUAUUACUUUUUCCCUUUAACAUUCCUUUUGUCUCUUAUGUAAGAAGCACAGCUGCACAGUCAUUGUAUUUUAAUAAAUAAUUGAAACUGUUUUGGUGUAAUGUGACUAAGUCUUUAGAGAGCAGAAAAAAUAUGAGUGCUUCCUACCAGUUCCUGAUGUUUUCUGUAUCUUGUCUAAGCUUGAGACAGCUGAUGAUAAUCUGUUGGAGAAAUUGCUCUGCAGGCACAAUCUGUUGGAGAAAUUGCUCUGCAGGCACAAAAAAUACCAUUCACUAAAUAGUUAAUCACAUUUCACUCUUUUACAGUAGGAAAGCAUUGGUCUAUCUAAAGACACUAUGCUUUCUACAACAGUGCUCAGUGAUAGUUGAUAUUCAACUUACAACAAUUCACUUAGUGACCAUUCAAAGUUACAGCACUCCUAAAAAAAGUGACUUAUGACUGUUUUUUACACAUGACUCUCGCAGCACCCCAUGGUCACAUGAUCAAAAUUCAGACACUUAGCAACUGACUCAUAUUUAUGAUGGUUGCAGUGUCCUGGGGUCAGGUGAUCCACUUUUGGGUCCUUCUGACAAGCAAAGUCAAUGAGGAAUCCACAAUCAUUUAACAAUUGUGUUACUAACUUAAAAACUGUGGCAAGAAAGAUUGUAAAAUGGGGCAAAACUCACUUAACAAAUGUCUCAGCAACAGAAAUUUUGGGCUUAAUUGUGGUCGUAAAUUGAGGAUUACCUGUAUAUAAAUCCUAAAUUGCCACGAAUUUAGGGCAGAUUAAGGUCAUUGCUGACAAUAUGGUGUAAUAGCAGAUCCUAUUUGAACUGCUUUCCAUCUGUCUAGGAGUAGAGCUUCUCUGACCAAUUUAGCACUAAUUUGUCUAUCUUAAGCCAAUGAAUUAGUUUAGAUGGUAGUUCAUGAAUUAGUUUGGUAAUUGAACAAUAAUUAAUUCAUUAAUUAGUCUUAAGUCACACCAAAAGUAAGAAACUUAAAGUUUAGUGAAACAUGACACCUUUUCAGUGUAGGUAUAGAAAGAAGACCGGUUUGAACAGAACUUUGGCCUUCAGUUUGGUCAGCAUGUUGAAAAUAGACUUAAUGGUUCAACUGAAGUAUGGCUAUAUACUUCUGGGGAAGAAACUGGCCCACUAUUCUCCUGGAGGUUUUCAAACAGAAAGUGGAUAGUCACUUCUAUAGGGUAUGGAAUCCAAGUUUUGAGCAAGACGAAUGAGAUGAUUACAAGGUUUCCUCUGAUUUAUAUUAAGGAGAUUGAUAUUGUCAGUCCAGUGAUUCUAACAUGGAAAAGCAAACAAAUAAUAAUACUCCUAUUUUAAAGGUCAGUUCUUAUUUAGGAUGAAAUUAAUGCCCAGAUUGAGCUUUAUAUUAUAUAAUUCCUUUUACAAAACAUUUGAAGAUGCAUCCAAGUUUUGGAAUGUCAUACAAAAAUUGUAAGUAGCUUGCUGUGGAAAAAUUCCUUGCGUCUUUUCACCAGGCUAUUUUUGGAUGAUUCUUACAUUACGUUUGUGUGUAUCAUGUUCACAUAUAAGCCAUGAGAAAAUAUUUGAGUGAAAGACUGCUUAGUUAAUUCUAUUGCCCUGAAAUGCCCUGUGAUUAAGCAUAAACCAUAAUUUUCUCCUUUCUGUUCCAACAGGAAAAGUGAUUGUUCAUCAAUAACGGAUUUCGAAGCCUUUGGCUACAUCCAUCAAGUUAUAAUUAAUUGGAAAAGAGAGACUUAAGCAGUAAUGAAAACACUAUUACUGACUAUGUAUGUGUCAAGCUUAAUUUUUAUUGAUAGUAGAUGUACUGCUAGGCUUCUAUGUAAAUAUCUAGCAUUCUACAAAGUCAUUGGAAGUCAAAUUUAAAAAAUUCUUUAGUCAUUGUGAAAUGCAAUUUGUCCCAUAACGCCAUUCUAUUAAACAGGAUUAUGUUCAGUUUCUCAUUGAAAGAAAUACGGUAGUAACAUUAUUACACUGGAACUUUUAUUCUGGGAAGCCUCAAAAAUUGCAUAAUAUUGAAAAUGUUGAAUAUUGAAAACUAUGCUUAUAUGCAGGCUACAUUAGGCUGGGUGAGGUAUGUUUUAUAUUGCCCAUCCAGCAAAGUACGAAUGCUUCUUUGUUGGAGGGGGUCUUUCCGGCCGCCUUGAAAGAGGCAGUGGUGAGGCCCCUCCUCAAGAAGCCUUCCCUGGACCCAGCUGUCUUAGAUAAUUAUCGUCCGGUCUCCAACCUUUGCUUCGCGGCGAAGGUUGUAGAGAGUGUGGUGGCAUGUCAAUUUCCCGGCACCUGGAUGAAACUGUCUAUCUAGACCCGUUCCAGUCCGGCUUCCGGCCCGGAUACAGCACUGAGACGGCUUUGGUUGCGUUGGUUGAUGAUCUCUGGAGGGCCAGGGAUAGGGGUUGUUCCUCUGCCUUGGUCCUAUUAGACCUCUCAGCGGCUUUCGAUACCAUCGACCAUGGUAUCCUGCUGCACCGGUUGGAGGGAUUGGGGGUGGGAGGCACCGUUUAUCGGUGGUUCUCCUCCUAUCUCUCCGAUCGGUCGCAGACGGUGUUGACAGGGGGGCAGAGGUCGGCCUCACGUGGGGUGCCACAGGGGUCGAUUCUCUCGCCCCUCCUGUUCAACAUCUAUAUGAAGCCGCUGGGUGAGAUCAUCAGUGGCUUUGGUGUGAGGUACCAGCUGUACGCUGAUGAUACUCAGCUGUACUUUUCCACACCGGGCCAUCCCAAUGAAGCUAUCGAAGUGCUGUCCCGGUGUCUGGAAGCUGUACGGGUCUGGAUGGGGAGAAACAGGCUCAAGCUCAAUCCCUCCAAGACAGAGUGGCUGUGGAUGCCGGCAUCCCGGUACAGUCAGCUGCGACCGCGGCUGACUGUUGGGGGCGAGUCAUUGGCCCCGAUGGAGAGGGUGCGCAACUUGGGCAUCCUCCUGGAUGAACGGCUGUCUUUUGAAGACCAUUUGACGGCCGUCUCCAGGAGAGCUUUCUACCAGGUUCGCCUGGUUCGCCAGUUGCGCCCCUUUCUAGACCAGGAUGCCCUAUGCACGGUCACUCACGCUCUCGUGACGUCUCGUCUGGAUUACUGCAAUGCUCCCUACAUGGGGCUCCCCUUGAGGAGCACCCGGAGACUCCAGGUAGUUCAGAAUGCGGCUGCGCGGGUGGUAGAGGGAGCCCCUCGUGGCUCCCAUGUAACACCUCUCCUGCGCAGACUGCACUGGCUGCCUGUGGCCUUCCGGGUGCGCUUCAAGGUUCUGGUAAUUAUCUUUAAAGCGUUCCAUGGCAUAGGGCCGGGCUACUUAUGGGACCGUCUGCUGCCACCGAUUGCCUCUCACCGACCCGUGCGCUCUCACAGAGAGGGACUCCUCAGGGUGCCGUCGGCUAGGCAGUGCCGACUGGCGACACCCAGGGGAAGGGCCUUUUCUGUGGGGGGCCCCACCCUCUGGAACAAGCUUCCCCCAGGACUUCAUCAACUUCCUGACCUUAGAACCUUCCGCCGCGAGCUUAAGACACAUCUAUUUAUUUACGCAGGACUGGACUAGAAUUUUUUAAAUUUUAAAUCUGGUUUUAAUGGGGUUUUAUUUAUUUCUAUUUUAAAUAUUCGGCCUAUUUAAUAAGUUUUUUAAAUUGUUGUUUUAUUCUGUAUAUAUAUAUGUUUUACUUGGCUGUAAACUGCCCUGAGUCCCUAGGGAGAUAGGGCGGUAUAAAAGUGCGAACAAAUAAAUAAAUAAAUAAAUAAAUAAAUAAAUAAAUAAAU